ACCAAAAUUGUUUGGAACUAUGCAACCGAUUGACCAGUGGAGCUGGAGUAAUCAAUAUUUCUUCGCAAAUAACUAAUUGACAAAUAUUACAAUCGAUGGGCAUUUCUUGAUAGACUUACCGUGAUCGUCGAAUACUUUUUGGCGUAUUUGGAAACUCUGAAGUGUUAUUGCUACCUUGACUGUUUGUUAUAAAAGCAAAAACUGUUUGCGUGGUGUUGUUCUGAAGUUGAAUUUAGCUAAAAUUGGCAAAUAACUGCCGAUAUUGUUCAACGUUGCUUAAAAAUGGGCGAAAAUACGUUUAUAGAGCCUAACUUUCAAAUCGAGCUCUCCAUUUUGUUUUUGGGCGAAACUACCUGCGGGAAGUCGUCGCUGAUUCGGGCGUUUUUGGGGGAGAGUUUUAUGUUUAAAUUGUCCCCCAGCGCCGGAGUGGAUACCAGACAUCGAAUUAUCAAACUAGCAGAAGACAGUCUAGUUGUCAAGAUGAAGUUCCUGGAUGCGGGUUGCCGGACCACUUUCGAGACGGUUGUUAACUCCUAUUACCGAGAGGCUGACUGUUACGUAAUUGUGUUCGACUUGCAAAAACGAGACACGUUCGAAAAAGUGCAAAAUUGGCUUGACUCAAUCGUCGACAAAGGCGGUGACAUGAGCCGAAAACUUUUUGUCAUAAUCGGAAACAAAAUGGACCUCAAAAGCCGAGUUCCUCUCUCGGAAAUCGAAAAAUUCUGCGACGACAGUGCACAGAAACCACUGAUGUUUUUGACGUCGUGCAAGAGCGGAGAAAAUGUUGAGGACGCUUUUCAUGACAUCGCCGAGGAGUGUAUUCGGAGAGGCCUUGGCCGAGACGCGAACAACGUUCGGAAAAGUACAUUGGAUAUUAGGUCAGAGCCAGACCCGAAUCAGAAAGUGACCUUGAACAGUUCUUCCGGUGGCUGUGGAUGCUGAACACAAUCUAAACGAUUACGAGCGUUUACAAAAACUAAAUUAGAAAUAUAUUUACUGCAACUGAUUUUUUUUUAGUUUCUCAAAAAAAAAUGUUCAAUGCCUAAUUGACGUUUUUGAACUGUCAAUGAAAGAAGUGAACACACUUAUUUCGUUAUUGUUGUGCUUUUUUCAGGAAAAAGACUUAAUAAUUGUUCAUGUUCAAAUUUGGUUUGUGCGGUUUGGUUUUUACUUUUAUUUAUU
Symsagittifera roscoffensis is the source of this 1182-nucleotide messenger RNA. RefSeq names its product ras-related protein ORAB-1-like. Gene Ontology annotation, molecular function: GTPase activity; GTP binding. Gene Ontology annotation, cellular component: phagocytic vesicle; lysosome; late endosome. Lineage: Eukaryota; Metazoa; Xenacoelomorpha; Acoela; Convolutidae. Bases 283 to 942 code for a protein of 219 amino acids. The record is from RefSeq and is a predicted model, not a curated record. The transcript has 2 exons. Gene Ontology annotation, biological process: phagosome-lysosome fusion.